Messenger RNA from Mizuhopecten yessoensis (Yesso scallop), 6142 nucleotides. Its product is annotated as myotubularin-related protein 2-like. Gene Ontology annotation, biological process: dephosphorylation. The transcript is spliced from 17 exons. Gene Ontology annotation, molecular function: phosphatidylinositol-3,5-bisphosphate 3-phosphatase activity. Lineage: Eukaryota; Metazoa; Mollusca; Bivalvia; Pectinida; Pectinidae. The record is from RefSeq and is a predicted model, not a curated record. Bases 103 to 2070 code for a protein of 655 amino acids.
CUACAGAAGAUAUAACUUUUUACAUUUCCUGCUGUCAAAUGCUCCCCAACAAAAUGAAACUUUAAUGAUAUUAUCAAGAUAAAGUUAGGUGCCUUAUAUAAGAUGGAAGGCAAGGAAGGACACGGAUUGUUUCCAGAACCGAAGAAUCCACAAGCGGCCGCAGCAAGCAGCGAGUCCAUCUCUACGUCAGAUCGCUCUGCUUCAUUUCCACAUGAAACAUCGAGCACAAGUUCCAAAGAAUCCGAAUCGCCGUCGAAGUCGUUAUGUUCAUCGUCCUCUACCUCCUCUGAGCACGUCCCUGCUGAAAUGAUACCUCUAAAGGUUCUGAGGGAUUCUACUAAGCUUGGACAAUCUGAUGAUCCACCUGUUCUUCAGGGAGAAAAAGUCCAGGGGAUAGGGAAGGAUGUGACCUAUCUGUGUCCUUACAGUGGAGCGGUGAAGGGCACCCUUACUGUCACAAACUACAAACUUUAUUUUAAAAGUUCUGAGAGGGAAUCUCCAUUUAUCCUUGACGUGCCACUUGGUGUCAUCAGUAAGAUUGAGAAGAUAGGGGGCGCCACCAGUCGAGGGGAGAACUCCUACGGGAUAGAUCUCUUAUGCAAGGACAUCAGAAAUUUAAGGUUUGCACACAGACAGGAAAACCAUUCAAGAAGACAAGUGUUUGAAAAAAUUCAACAGUAUGCAUUUCCCAUCACGAAUAAACAGCCCAUAUUUGCCUUCGAUUUGGCAGAAGAUUACGGAGAAGAUGGUUGGAAAGUAUUUGACCCUAUUGCAGAAUUUAAACGACAGGGUCUACCAAACGAAAGUUGGCGCGUUACCAGAAUCAACGAGAAUUAUGAAGCCUGUGACACUUACCCCUCUUUGUUCGUUGUGCCAGCUGCUACAACAGACGAUGACAUCAAAGCGGUGGCCAGUUUUAGAACAAAGGGGAGACUACCUGUUUUGUCAUGGAUCCAUCCCCAAAGUCAGGCCACCAUCUCACGUUCAGGACAGCCCCUAGUGGGCGUGGUCAACAAACGCAACAAAGAUGACGAACGCUACAUACAGAUGAUCAUGGAUGCUAACGCCCAAUCACACAAACUCUACAUCAUGGACGCACGUCCGAGUGUUAACGCCCAGGCUAACAAGGCAAAAGGCGGGGGAUAUGAGCGAGAGGAGAACUAUCAGAAUGCGGAGGUCGUCUUCCUGGAUAUACACAACAUUCAUGUCAUGAAGGACAGUCUAAGGAAGUUGAGAGAUGUGGUGUUCCCUACGAUAGACGACGCCCACUGGCUGACAAACAUUGAAUCAACACACUGGCUCGACCAUGUGAAGCAAAUUUUGUCUGGUGCACUGAGAAUAGCGGACAAAUUGGAGUGUAACAAGACUUCGGUACUGGUGCACUGUAGUGACGGUUGGGACCGUACAGCCCAGCUGACCUGCCUGUCAAUGAUCAUGUUGGACCCUUACUAUAGAACUCUGCAAGGCUUCGAGGUCCUGGUGGAGAAGGAGUGGCUUAGCUUCGGACAUAAAUUUGCACAGAGAGUCGGCCAUGGAGAAGACAAACAUUCCGAUGCUGACCGCUCUCCAGUGUUUCUUCAGUUCAUUGAUUGUGUGUGGCAGAUCAUGAGACAGUUUCCAAAUGCCUUUGAGUUUAAUGAGCAUUUCCUGAUAACGAUUAUGGACCAUCUGUACAGCUGUCUGUUCGGAACCUUCCUCUGUAACUGUGAACAACAGAGACAAAAAGAGAAUCUAAAGGUCAAGACAGUGUCACUUUGGUCGUUUGUGAACUGCCAGAAAGAGGAGUUUAUUAACCCACUGUACGCAGCCUACAUCCACCAGCAUGUCCUCUUCCCGGUGGCCAGCAUGAGGAGGAUUGAACUGUGGACCGGGUACUACUGUCGCUGGAACCCUCGCAUGAGGCCACAGGAACCCAUACACCUGAGGAACAGAGAGUUGAUCAUACUGAAGGCUCAACUUCAAAAGAACGUAGAGGAACUACAGCAGGAGCUGGAGGCCAGAAACUCGGGAGGUGGACUUUCUCCGGGACGUCAAAGUCCUCCGCGGAUAUCGGCUCCCAUCAAUGUAUAACUUUGGGGGAGAUUUAAUGGACUUACUCAUUUACAACAGCAUCUUCAUCAUUGACCUGCAACAAGAUCAGGCAAUCUCAAUUCAGGGGAGAUAAUCUAUGUAAAAGGGGACAUAAUUCGUACCCAACAUAGCUACAAGAUGAGGUGAAUAGGAGUUGGUCUAUUUGCAGAAGGAUCCAAUCCAUAAAAGGGAAGGAGGGCAUACCCACUGCAUCAUUUAUCAUGUUCUAAAUACUGUUUGGACCAGAGGCUUUUGUUCAUGGACCUUGUGAUCUUGUUGUGAACCUUGAUGUAGACUUUUGAGGCCUUCUAAUCAAAUCUUAUCUAAUUGAAAACUUUGGAAGCUUCAUCCCUGGAAAAUAUUACAUUUAAAGUAGACAAAUCAGUCUGCACUCAUAACAAGAACCUUGGAGUUGAUCUUUAUGCAGGUAGAAGUAAAAAUUAAACAUGAAAACUUCGACAGAAUCCAUAAACAGGGAAGGUGAUACAUAGUAUUUGCAUAUUGCAACUGGUGGAAUCUGAAAGAAAUGACUGGCAUAGAUUCAGGCCAAGGAUUAAAUCUGGAAAACUUUGUAUGUGCACAUUUAAAGGUUCGAAUGUGCCUGUCUGAAACUAUACGGUUGACUAUUUCUAGUUUGCAGUCUUUCUUCAGGAAAUAUAUUUUCAGACAUGUUAUUAAAUUAAUUGCAUGUAUGUCCUUUAUUGAGUGAAAGAAGCACCUAGAAUAUUUGAUUUAUUGUUUUUAUUUGUCACAAAACUCUGAAAGAUCAUCCCAUUUCUGGUCUGUGUACCAUCUAGAACGGUGUAACCACGAUAUGUGAAAGCAGCCUUGUAAAGGAUGAAAGGGGAGGUUAUCCACACUAAGGGGAGGUAAUUCAUUCAUAUGAUAGAUAACCAUUACAUAGGGGCCAAAACCUUCAUUUACCAAUAUGAAUUCAAUUGUCAUAUCUUGUGAAAGGGGUACACAGAUAUACGAGGGAGUAUUGGGCAGAUAAGGGAAAUAAGAAGUCUUCCAGAUCAUUAAUCAUAGUCGUAAGGAUAUUGUCUCGAAGAAAAUCUUUUGCUUGUCAAGAAAAGUGAUAUGACAAUUUUAUAUGGACUAGAGAUCUUGUAAUUGUAGUAAUAAACAGUAAGUAGGUUGUUUUUAGGCCAACAGAAUUGAAAAAAAACAUGUUUUAAGGGAAAUUGUGGUUGAUAUAGUUGUUACAUCAACGCUGGUUGCAUGUACUGCAUAGAUGGUAGACAUGUUCAAAUUGGUGGCUUGCUUUUAAAUGCUCUUGUUAAUUUUAACCUUUUGUUUCUGUUCAGUGGACGCAUUGGCCCAAUUGACAAAUGGAUGUUUUGAGAAACAGUAUUGAUAGUAAUUAUCUUUUAAUUUGGAAGGGGAGGGUUGGGAGGGGUCAUUAAGUACCUUAAUUCACAGUAUAUUGCUUAAACAUGUAUAUAAAUUGUUAAAUAAGGCAAUGUCCGAGACAUUAAUAUGUGCAAUACAUUAUUUGAUGUAAAUUUAGUAAGAGUUUUUUUUUGUAAGAUGUGAGAGAGUGGAUGGGUCCGUUACCUGUGACAAUAGAGAGAGCAUGUCUGUAGGAGAGACCGUUUCUGUAUGCGGGGGCAUGUCUGUAAGGUGUGACAAUAGAGAGUAUAUAUGUAGGAGGGUGUGUGUCAUUACGAAGGAGCGUGUCUGUAAGGUGUGACAAUAGAGAGUAUAUUUAUAGGAGGGGGCGUGUCUUUACGAAGGAGCGUAUCUGUAAGGUGUGGCGAUAGAGAGUAUAUAUGUAGGAGGGGGCAUGUCUUUACGAAGGAGCGUGUCUGUAAGGUGUGACAAUAGAGAGUAUAUAUGUAGAAGGGGGCAUGUCUUUACGAAGGAGCGUGUCUGUAAGGUGUGACAAUAGAGAGUAUAUAUGUAGAAGGGGGCAUGUCUUUACGAAGGAGCGUGUCUGUAAGGUGUGACAAUAGAGAGUAUAUAUGUAGAAGGGGGCAUGUCUUUACGAAGGAGCGUGUCUGUAAGGUGUGACAAUAGAGAGUAUAUAUGUAGAAGGGGGCAUGUCUUUACGAAGGAGCGUGUCUGUAAGGUGUGACAAUAGAGAGUAUAUAUGUAGGAGGGGGCGUGUCUUUACGAAGGAGCGUGUCUGUAAGGUGUGACAAUAGAGAGUAUAUAUGUAGGAGGGGACGUGUCUUUAUGUAGAAGCGUGUCUGUAAGGUGUGACGAUAGAGAGAGCAUGUCUGUAGGAGGGGGCGCGUCUGUACGAGGAGACGUGUUUGUUUGGUAUUACAUUAAUGGAUAUGCCUGAGGUUUGAGAUCUGUGUCAUUCCCCAACUUUGGGGCAAAUGAUUCAUUUUCUCUCAAUUGUGUAUGAAUACUGCAUUAAUGCGGAGUCAGAUACUUCACGGCUUUCCACCUUACGAAAUGCAGUUCUUUAUUGUAGACAAAUAAUAUCGACAAUACCAUGGCUUGAUAAAUUAUGUAUAUAUCUUAAAUGAAAAUGAUUUAAAUAAGCAUACAGAUCAACAGAGGGACAUGUGUAAAAGUGUGAGACCUCAAAAAGGUAGAGGGUGUGCAUCUUUAAGGUAUGAGACAGAGGAGGUUUGUCUACGGAGAGGGUACAUAUGUAAGAUGGAGAGUGUGCAUCUUUAAAGUAUGAAAUUAAGGAGGCAUGUCUAUGGAGACAUGGAGGGUGUACAUCUUUAAAGUAUGAAAUUGAUGAGGCAUGUCUAUGGAGUGAUGGAGGGUGUACAUCUUUAAAGUAGGAAAUUGAGGAGGCGUGUCUAUGGAGGGAUGGAGGGUGUACAUCUUUAAAGUAUGAAACUGAGGAGGCAUGUCUAUGGAGACAUGGAGGGUGCACAUCUUUAAAGUAUGAAAUGGAGGAGGCAUGUCUAUGGAGUGAUGGAGGGUGUACAUCUUUAAAGUAUGCAAUUAAGGAGGCAUGUCUAUGGACACAUGGAGGGUGUACAUCUUUAAUAUAUGAGAUGAAGUAGGCAUGUCUAUGGAGACAUGGAGGGUGCACAUCUUUAAAGUAUGAGAUUGAGGAGGCAUGUCUAUGGAGACAUGGAGGGUGUACAUCUUUAACGUAUGAAAUUGAGGAGGCCUGUCUAUGGAGAGAUGGAGGGAGUACAUCUUUAAAGUAUGCAAUUAAGGAGGCAUGUCUAUGGACACAUGGAGGGUGUACAUCUUUAAUAUAUGAGAUGAAGUAGGCAUGUCUAUGGAGAGAUGUAGGGGGGCAUAGUUAAGGGAUGAGAUUGAGGAGGCAUGUCUAUGGAGAGGUGGAGAGUGUACAUCUUUAAAGGAUGAAAUUGAGGAGGCAUGUCUAUGGAGUGAUGGAGGGUGUACAUCUUUAAAGUAUGAAAUGGAGGAGGCAUGUCUAUGGAGUGAUGGAGGGUGUACAUCUUUAAUAUAUGAGAUGAAGUAGGCAUGUCUAUGGAGAGAUGUAGGGGUGCAUAGUUAAGGUAUGAGAUUGAAGAGGUGUGUCAGAGUUGGUGCGUCUUUUAGAGGACUUAUAAGAUUGGUGUUUCUAGAUCCAAUCUCCACACUGAGAUAAUACUUUUCAUCCAUCCCAGUUUUCAUAAGCAGUAUGCAUGCUUUGUUACCCUUUAAACGGGCUUUAAGUUUGUAACUCUAACAAUGAAAUAUGUACUUUUGAAAGUCGACAGUUAUACACUAACAAAUGGAUGGAAUGCAAGAUAUCUAAAUGUGUGCAAUAAUUAAAAUUAAUUGAACUUUUCUUACCUGUUAAUUAGUCUUUAAAAAGUAUAAUAUUAAUCAAUUUCAUUUAAGUUAAAUGUUCAGAAAAUUUAGUAUUCUAUUCUUUUCAUAGCCUAGCAUUCCCCUAUAGACUUUAUACAGUGUGAUAAUAUAAUCAUACAUCUACACCGUGCAUGUGAUCCUGUAGUUGUUCUUUCAAGGAAAACAUUUUUUGUACUAGCAUCAUGUUCUAUUUAUCAUGUUUUUUAAUGUUGUACUCUUUUGAUAGAAAUGAUUAGUAAGGUUCUGUUCGUUCAUUAUCGUCUUGAUGAAUCCCAUUUAAGAAUUUCUUUUAGGAUAAAUUAAUAUGCAAGUAAUAAAUGAUAGAAUUAAA